CUGCUCUGCUCUAUGUACAAUUUUUGUCUAUGUUGUAUGUGUAAUUUAAAGUAUUUUAAAGCCAAAAUGUCGUCUCUGACGAGCCUUUUACCGGCUCCAACACAGCAAGUGUGGGACCGUGAUGACGAGUUCAAGGCGAAACGUGUCGGUAGUGCCUUAGUGGUGUCCCAGAGUAGCGUACCGCCAUACGGGCAAAGGAAAGGUUGGGUGCCCCGCAAUGAAGAAGAUUUUGGAGAUGGAGGGGCGUUCCCCGAGAUUCACGUGGCACAAUACCCGCUGGGUAUGGGAGCGCGGGGCAAGGAGAGCACAUCCAACGCUCUAGCGGUGCAACUGGACGAGUCUGGACAUGUGAAAUACUCGGCUAUAGCUCGACAAGGACAUAGUGCUGAUAAGAUUAUCUACUCCAAACUGACAGACCUCCUGCCUUCGGAGGUGUUGGCCGAAGACAACCCGACUCUCCAAAAGCCGGACGAUGAGGACAUCCAAGAAAUUACAGAGAAGACGAAGCUGGCACUGGAGAAACUGACUAACGCUAAGAUUUCUGCUGCGAUGCCUGUUAAAGCUGCUCCCAAAGCUGCGCCCGCGCAGUACAUCCGCUACACUCCGGCGCAACAAGGGGGCGCGUUCAAUUCCGGAGCUAAGCAGCGGGUUAUCAGGAUGGUAGAAGCCCAAGUGGACCCCAUGGAGCCCCCCCGCUUCCAGAUAAACAAGAAGAUCCCGCGGGCGGCGCCUUCCCCUCCAGCGCCGGUGUUGCACUCGCCCCCCAGGCGGGUCUCCGUCAAACAGCAGAGAGACUGGAAAGUGCCGCCGUGUGUGUCGCACUGGAAGAACGCUAAAGGCUACACGAUCCCGCUGGACAAGCGGCUGGCGGCGGACGGGCGCGGGCUGCAGCAGACGCACAUCAACGAGAACUUCUCGAAGCUGGCGGAGGCGCUGUACAUCGCGGACCGCAAGGCGCGCGAGGCGGUGGAGGCGCGCGCGCAGCUGGAGCGGCGCCUGGCGCAGCGCGAGCGCGAGCGCAAGGAGGACCACCUGCGGGCGCUGGCGCAGCGCGCGCGCGACCACCGCGCGGGCAUUCGCGGCCCGGAGGACGAAGAACAAGAGGAGGCGGACGAGAGCGGACUCACAGCGGCCGAGAGGGACAAGCUGAGGGCGGAGAGGCACAAGGAUAGGCAGAGGGAGAGGAACAUAGCAAGAGCGGCGCCGGACAAGAGAUCUAAACUAGUGAAAGACCGUGAACGCGACAUCUCAGAACAGAUAGCUCUAGGGCUCCCGGCGAAGACGAACCAGGGCGGGGAAGGCAUGUUCGACCAGAGACUGUUCAACAACAGCAAGGGAAUGGACAGCGGUUACGGCGACGACGAAGCCUACAACGUGUACGACAAGCCGUGGCGUAACCAGGACUCGGUCGGCGCCCACAUCUACCGGCCGAGCAGGAACGCCGACAAAGACAAUUACGGCGGAGACAUGGACCAGUUGGCUAAUACCCGCAGAUUCGUAGCCGACAAAGAAUUCGCGGGCACCAGCAGUAACAACACUCGAGCCGGGCCUGUGCAGUUUGAGAGAGACAACCCUAACGCUAGAGACGAACCGCCCCGACAACAAACGGAGGCGGACUUCGACCCGUUCGGCCUGGACCGGUUCCUGAGCGAGGCCAAGCGCGCCGACAAGCCGGGCCGCAAGCGGGAGCACGAGCGGCCGCACGCGCUCGGGAAGAAGCGGAGGGAGUAGGGGGGGGGGGAUUUGGACAUUCAUAGUGCGUUGGGUGAUAUUGCAAAGACAAUUGUUUCAAGAAUUUUCUUCCUCCUGGCUAUAGUCCCGGUUGCAUCCUCACCACUCUGGAGAGGAGCCCGGGGUGUGCCUUUGACCAUGGACCCUGGAUUGGGUGAGUCAGGGUUUUACACGAAGCGACUGCCGUCUGACCUCCGCAACCUUUGCAGGGGAACCUAACCCGUAUUGGAUUGAUCAUGGUUACACAUCCAGUUGCCUGAAUGUGCAGGAUUCCUCACGAUGUUUUCCCUCACCGUAAGAGCUUUGGUUAGUAUUUAAACUAAUGUACAUAACCUCGAAAAUAGUAAUUGGCCGAGGUGGGAUUAGACCCUGUGCCUUUUUGCGCAUCGUGCGUUUUAACCGACUUAUUUCGACCACCGACGCCCUUGACAAGUGUUUCAAGCAUCUCUAUAAUACAUACAUAUAGUCACGUCUAUAUCCCUUGCGGGGUAUAUAGAGCCAACAGUCAAGAAAAUACGGAAAGGCCACAUUCAGCUGUAUGAUGAAAUUGAAUGUAUAUGCCUAUGGGUAAAAAGAUGGACCUUUUAUACCAUGGUGUGCUGGAUCGAGUGAUCUUGAGCAAUUUAAUAUUUUUUGUAUUUAUAUGGUUGACGCUUCUGAUCUAAUAAAUAGUUUAGCUUUUUGUAAUUAUAAUAAAUAACAAUAAAUAAAGAAGAACCGCUGUAUUUUUUUCGCACCAUAGACACAUUUUUUGUUCAUAUUUUAUGGUUUCAUAGACAAAGUUAAUGUAUGGAUACAAAGUUUUUAUACAAACGUACUUUAGUUGUAAUUUCCAAAUGAAACAUUGGAAUUUGAUGGAAUUUCGUCAAAGUUGAUCUUAGGGAAGAAAAAGUAAGUUGGUGAAAACUUGGCAGACUUAACCUUCAUAAAUAUAAUAAGAAGAUUCAUCACUUGUUCAGUCUAGUCCCAUAAUAAAUUUUUUCUGUUCUUAAAUCUGUGGUCGAUGCCAGAAUAUUUGUAAAUCAACUCUAUUACACUACAUUAAGGUCAUAUUUCCAACGCAUUAUGUGAGUCAGUGUAUAAUAACUUUAUUUUUAAGUAGAUGAAAGUCAUUUGUUCAGUUAGAUAAAUGAUUUUAAGUUUGUAAGUUAGUUGUUUAGAUAUGAUUUCGAUUUUAGACAUUACGAUAUGAAGUGUACAGAUAAAAAAAUAAUUCAAUAAAUAAGUUAAAUAAGUUGCA
Molecule: messenger RNA, 2971 nt
Organism: Amyelois transitella
Lineage: Eukaryota; Metazoa; Arthropoda; Insecta; Lepidoptera; Pyralidae
Gene: Bx42
Product: puff-specific protein Bx42
Exons: 13
Coding region: 13-1731 (572 amino acids)
Biological process (GO): mRNA splicing, via spliceosome
Cellular component (GO): spliceosomal complex
Source: RefSeq, a predicted model, not a curated record